Pyricularia pennisetigena is the source of this 1270-nucleotide messenger RNA. RefSeq lists its product as uncharacterized. The transcript has 3 exons. Bases 26 to 1270 code for a protein of 414 amino acids. Lineage: Eukaryota; Fungi; Ascomycota; Sordariomycetes; Magnaporthales; Pyriculariaceae. The record is from RefSeq and is a predicted model, not a curated record.
GAUAUAUCCACCGCUUACAACGAAAAUGACUGGUUUUGAGGAGAAGAUUGAGAAGGCGGUCCAGGAGGGCGUGUCACCAGGACUGGUGCUGAUUGCGGGAGACAAGACGGGCAAACUCGACUACCGCAAGACGUUUGGCAACACCAGUCUAGAUGGCGCCGGCGACGACCAACAACACCAACCGCAGCCCAUGUCGGCCAAAGACAGCGUCUUCACCUGGAUGUCGCUGACCAAGCUCGUCACCGCAGUGGCGAUCCUGCAGCUCGUCGAGCAGGGCAAGCUCUCGCUGGACGCCGACGUGGCCGACCAGCUGCCCGAGCUGGCGGCGCAGCCCGUCAUCGCCGGCAGCGACGACAGCCUGGCGCCCCGGCGCGGCGCCCUGACGCUCCGGCACCUGCUGGCCCACGCCUCGGGCCUGCAGUACCCCUUCAUCCCCGGCGCGCUGGCCGCGUACUACGAGCGACAGGCGGCCCGGCCGGGCGGCGAGGGCUUCGACGUGGCCAAGCGCCGCGCCAGGGUGCAGGAGCGCUUCGGCGUGCCGCUGGUGUUUGAGCCGGGCGAGGGCUGGUGCUACGGGCCGGGGCUCGACUGGGCCGGCCUGCUGCUCGAGCGGACCGUCGGGGAGUCGCUGGAUGCGUACGUGAAGCGGGCCGUGUGGGCGCCGCUGGGCGUCGACGAGCGCGACGCGCCUAGCUACUUUCCCAGACCCGGCAGCGACAGCGACGUGGCCACGAGCGCCCGCGGGCCCGACGGCAGGAUGGUCGCGGUGCCGGACCUGCCGGCGCCGCCGGCAGCCGAGGCGGCGUUUGGCGGCGAGGGCAUGCGCGGCUCCAUGGACACGUUUGCGAGGCUGCUGCGGUCGCUGGCGCGGGACGACGGCGUCCUCCUCCGGCCCGAGACGGCCGCGCUGCUGUUCGAGCCGCAGCUGAGCGGCCGGUGGCCCGCGAGCAAGACGGCGCUGCGCGACCUGCUCGCCGGCGCCGACUGGCUGAGCGGCGUGGCGCCGCCGCAGGGCGACGAGUACGAUUGGGGCCUGGGCGGGCUCCUGGUCCAUGGCGACAGUCACCCGUACAGGCGGCCGGGUUGCCUGAUGUGGAGCGGCAUGUUCAACUCGAGCUGGUUUAUCGAUCGGGAAGCGGGUGUCUAUGGUGUCUUUGGGACGCAAUGUCUGCCGCCGGGUGAUUCUCCCAUACGCAAUCUCACAGAGGCCUUCCAGGAGGAGGUUUACAGAAGGGCAGGCAAAUUGAACAAGUCCCCAAGUUCACUAUAG